Carassius carassius (crucian carp) is the source of this 2109-nucleotide messenger RNA. It is a transcript of the gene ctnnbl1, whose product is annotated as catenin, beta like 1. The transcript is spliced from 16 exons. Bases 135 to 1808 code for a protein of 557 amino acids. The record is from RefSeq and is a predicted model, not a curated record. Gene Ontology annotation, cellular component: spliceosomal complex. Lineage: Eukaryota; Metazoa; Chordata; Actinopteri; Cypriniformes; Cyprinidae.
UGUUGAAUGACGUCACUCGCGUGCGUCGCGCGAAAAACAGAACCCAACAAGUUUUGUUCGUAAGCGUGUCGUGGUCACAGACUUUUACACAAAAAAAUCAGUUUUAUUAAGGCUUAGACCGCACAAAAAUCGUCAUGGAUGUCGGGGAGCUGCUGAAUUAUCAGCCCGACCGAGGUGCCAAGAGACCCAGAGCUGAAGACAGCCGCGAGGAGUCCAGGAGCAAGCAGAGGCCGGCGGGCCGAGAUGCAGGACGAGGCCCGGACAGCGAGGAGCAGACCGGAGACGGAGAGAAGAUCCUGGAGAGACUGAUGGAUCAGGACGGAGAAGAUCCAGAGGGCGAGCUCGUGGAUGAAAGCACAGUGAAGAAAAUGAUCCUGACCUUUGAGAAGAGAUCCUACAAAAACCAGGAGCUGAGGAUCAAGUUUCCCGACAACCCCGAGAAGUUCAUGGAGGCGGAGCUUGACCUGAAUGACAUCAUCCAGGAGAUGCACGUCAUCGCCACGAUUCCAGAGCUGUAUCAUCUGCUGGUGGAGCUGAACGCUGUUCACUCUCUGCUCGGCCUCCUCAGCCACGACAACACUGAUAUCAGCAUCGCGGUGGUGGACCUCCUGCAGGAGCUGACCGACAUCGACACGCUUCACGAGAGCGAGGAGGGCGCAGAGGUGCUCAUCGACGCUCUGUUGGAGGGCCAGGUCGUAGCUCUCAUGGUGCAGAAUAUGGAGCGUUUGGACGAGACGGUGAAGGAGGAAGCUGAUGGCGUUUACAACACUUUAGCUGUGAUCGAGAACAUGGCCGAGUUUCGUCCUGGUCUGUGUACAGAGGCGGCCCAGCAGGGAUUGAUGCAGUGGCUGCUGAAGAGGAUCAAGGCCAAGAUGCCUUUCGAUGCCAAUAAGUUGUACUGCAGUGAAAUACUGGCUAUCCUGCUGCAAAACAAUGACAAAACGAGGGAGCUGUUGGGAGAAAUGGACGGGAUUGAUGUUCUCCUGCAGCAGCUCUCAGUGUUUAAGCGUCACAAUCCAGCCACGCCGGAGGAACAGGAAAUGAUGGAGAAUCUGUUUGAUGCGCUCUGUUCCUGCCUCAUGCUUCCAGCCAAUCGGGAUCGUUUCCUCCGGGGGGAGGGGCUUCAGCUCAUGAACCUCAUGCUCAGAGAGAAGAAGAUGUCUCGAGUCAGCGCUCUGAAGGUCCUGGACUACGGGGUGAUCGGUCCAGAGGGAUCAGAUAACUGUCACAAGUUUGUGGACAUCCUGGGCCUGCGCACCAUAUUCCCUCUGUUCAUGAAGACGCCCAAGAAGAUGAAGAAAGUGGGAGUAUCGGACAAGGAGCAUGAAGAGCAUGUGUGCUCCAUCAUCGCCUCCAUGCUGAGGAACCUCAAAGGGCAGCAGAGAAGUCGUCUCCUCAGCAAGUUCACGGAGAACGACUGCGAGAAGGUCGACAGACUCAUGGAGCUGCAUUUUAAGUACCUGGAAGCCGUUCAGCUCGCAGACAAGAGGAUCGAAGGAGAGAAGCACGAUAUGGUUCGUCGUGGAGAGAUAAUCGACGAUGCGAUGGACGAUGAGUUUUAUCUGCGACGGUUGGACGCCGGACUCUUUGUUCUUCAGCUCGUCUGUUACAUCAUGGUGGAGAUCUGUAACGCCGGCGUUCCUCAGUUACAGCAGAGAGUCCAUCAGAUACUCAAUCUCAGGGGAGGAUCCGUCAAAAUAGUCCGUCAUAUAAUGAGAGAAUAUGCAGAAAAUAUUGGCGAUGGCAAGAGCGAGGAGUUUAAGGAAAGUGAGCAGAAGAGGAUUAUGGAACUACUUGAGAACUUCUAAAAAUCCAGUUGGAGCUUGGUGUUGGUUUUCUUCAGUGAUUAUUUUUUUAUUUUUUUUUCUCUGCGUUACGGUGAAGCUGCAUGGAUUUUGACUCAUCCUCAUCCUGUCCUGACUGGACCACAAAAAUCUGAAGUUUAAACGUUCAUGUGUCUGAUUUUAUCCCAACAGAUUAAAUCUGGAUAUUGAAUUUUUUGAUGUCCAACACAUUGUUCAUGUUUAUAGUUGUUAUUGUUUUCUAGGCCAGAUAUUUUGUCAAAACAACUUCAGUUUUCAUGUAAAUUAAAGUUUGUGCUUUUCUGUA